AUGGCUUCUUCUGAUUUGGCGCGUCUUCAACCGCGCACGCGCGCAGCCGGCCCCGAAAGCGUGCUCAUCAUCGGCGGCGGCGCCACGGGGCUCGUCACCCUGCGCAACCUCGCUGAAGAGCAGGGCCGUGACUCUGCCGGCAGCUACCCGCUCUUUUCCGCACUUCUGGUCGAGCGCCGUGACGAUGUCGGUGGGGUGUGGUACUGGUCCGACGAGACGUACAAUCUGGAACGCACGCUUGGGCCUGACCGCGUACAAGGCUUGUCGCCGCUCUUCGACCCUCGAGGCCGCCCACACUGGCCAUCACCUGCAUACCUCAACCUGAGGGGCAACGUCCUGCCCGAGUUCCUCGAAUUCUCAGGGAGGAAGAUGGAGCCUCCAUCGAACGGGGAGACGUUUCCGAGCCUGCAGGAGACGCACACCUACUUGCGGCAGUUCGCUCAGCCAUACAGGAACUUCAUCAGAUGCGGGGUAGAGGUGUUGCGCGUACAAGAGCUUCCCCAGGGCUCUGGCUGGGAGGUGACGCUCAAGCACUGGAGCACACCCGCAGUGGAAAGUGCGGCAGCGGUGUCCUUCACCCCUUCCGUCGAGACUCGCCGGUUCGACCGCGUCAUCGUCGCCGCUGGUUGGUACGACACACCCUUCUACCCGGACGCUCCCGGCAUGGACGAGGCCAGAAACGCAGGCCACGUACACCAUUGCAAGCACUAUCGCGACUCGAUGCCGUAUGUCGGCAAGAAGGUCGUCGUGGUGGGCAACAACAACUCGGCAAAUGAAGUGGCUGCUCAUCUGGCGCCGUUCAACUCGGUCGAGAACCCCGUGUAUCGGUCCGCAAAGACCAAGCCGGUGGACAAAUGCCCAAGUUUGCCGGAUGAGAGGAUCAAGGAUGUGGGCAUGAUCACGCACUACCACCUGCGCACCUCGUCUGGGAAAAGCAAGGUGGAUCUGACCCUGCUGGAUGGAAGCAUCAUCACCGACGUCGACUACAUCAUCCUCGGCACUGGGUACGGGCAGAAGUACCCGUGGUUGCACGUUCUCACUGACGCCGCCCGCACCAAUGGCUCCGGGGAAGUGGAUCUCCUCACGCCAGAAUGGUUGAGGGGAACCCGCGUACCGCACACGUACAACCACGCGCUGUACGCCAAGAACAUAUCCCUCGCCUUUGUCGGACUGGUGAUCUCGACCAUGCCGUUUUCGUUCAACGACCUGAUCAGCGCCUGGAUCGUCGCUGUGUGGAGCGGCAAGAUCCCCUUCCCCUCGUCCACCGCCUCGUUGCUCCAGUUCGAGACCGAUCGUCUGGAGUACAUCUACCAGUCCCGUCUCACGUCUGCCCGCACCGAAGAGGCAAGGUCGCGCAUCGACCCGAAGGACCCCCUCACCUACAUCGGCUACCACCUUCUUGGCGGGAGUCUGAAAGAAGGCCCCCCGAGCGAGCUGCACUUUGGCGCACAGCUGUAUGCCGAACUGGAGCAGGCCGAUCCGGAAAGGGUCAAGAUGUGGGACUGGAAAUGGGACGCGGAGCGGGAGGCAAAGCAAACAGGCAUGUAUAGGAGAAAGGCACAGUGGCUGGAGGAGAACAGGGAAAGGAUACGCAAUGAUCCGUUUGAUCUGUUGGGCAGUAAUAGAGAGAGGUAUGGACAUCUCGUGGGGGAGCUGGUCAGUGCGGAUUGGAGAAAAGGUGUGGAUGGGGAGAGGAUUAGGGCGAGGAUAUAG
Molecule: messenger RNA, 1713 nt
Organism: Kalmanozyma brasiliensis GHG001
Lineage: Eukaryota; Fungi; Basidiomycota; Ustilaginomycetes; Ustilaginales
Exons: 1
Coding region: 1-1713 (570 amino acids)
Source: RefSeq, a predicted model, not a curated record